This is a messenger RNA of Varroa destructor (honeybee mite), 2806 nucleotides long. It is a transcript of the gene Naxd, whose product is annotated as NAD(P)HX dehydratase. The record is from RefSeq and is a predicted model, not a curated record. Gene Ontology annotation, molecular function: ATP-dependent NAD(P)H-hydrate dehydratase activity. Gene Ontology annotation, biological process: metabolite repair. Lineage: Eukaryota; Metazoa; Arthropoda; Arachnida; Mesostigmata; Varroidae.
CUUUACUUUUAUGUCAAGAUCAUCUGGUCGUUUAUUACAAGGAUACUGCCAACCAGCUGAUCAACUCUACAACGUUUUUGUCAAAUUUGUUUCAAAUCGAAAUUGUGUUCAGCAGUGAAGUCCGGCUGGCUCUCAACCGUAUUAUCUUCCAUUAGCUCGCAACAAGUGUGGGAUUUCAAUUUGUAUAAUAGUGGCGACGGUUAGCUUCAGCAGAUUCUCUGCAAAAGCAAGAAACCUCUUGAUGUAUCGCCUAUGUACCUAAUCGCAUCUAAAAAUCCGCGCUUCUUUUCCUUGGCUUAAUUUUGUUAGAUAGCGGUGCGUCUGUAGCAUACCUUAUUUGUGUAUGUGACUCGGUUAUUUUGGGUCCGUUGACAACAGCUUGUGUACAGUAGCAUAUCCUUUUCUGAUUAGUGCUGUACUUGUUUUCUUCUGCGUGCAUGAAUGAGUGUUGAAUGAGACUUCGCUCAUGUAUUUUCUAACAACAUGUAAAGUUGCUUUUGCGGAACCUACUGUCUUCCUUCUGAGCCGAGUCAUAAAUGGUACCGUGGCUUUAGGGCGGACAUACAGGUCGGAUGGUGCAAACUCAUCGAAUCACAACAGGCUGUCAAACGCAGACGCGAAGACAUUACGGACUUCUUAUAGCACUAUGGCGAAAAAUGGCAAAAGCUCCAUUGCAGGAGUGAAUGAAUAUCAACGAUAUGUCUGUUCUGUUGUACCCACACUUGAAUUCGGAAGUCAUAAAGGCCAGUGUGGAAGGAUUGGAGUUAUUGGCGGCUCCGAGGUCUUUGUCGGAGCACCGUUUUACGCAUCAAUGGCAGCUCUUCGUCUAGGAGCUGAUCUUGUUUAUGUGUUCACUACACAGAGUGCGGCAAACCCGCUGAAGUCAUACAGUCCCGAGUUGAUGGUUCACCCUUACCUAGAUAACAAGGACUGCGUUCAGCUAAUGGAUGCUACGCUACCGAAACUGCACGCGCUUGUCGUUGGAUGCGGGCUGUCUUCGCACCCGGAGGUGCACGCCGCGGUUGUGCAUAUUAUCAAGCGCGCCCGAGAGCUCAACAUGCCGAUUGUCCUUGAUGCGUCCGUAUUUCCAUUGAUUGUAUCGCAGCUUGAUUUGGUUCGUGGCUAUAAGGGAGCUGUACUCACCCCUAACUUUUCAGAGUUCAAGAAUCUUUACAAACAUGUCUGCAAGAAGGAGUUCACUGCGAAGCAAGCUACCCCAGAAUCUGUGGAAGCGUUAGCAUCUUCAAUGGGUAAUGUUACGAUCCUCGCAAAGGGUGGAGUAGACAUCGUAAGCGACGGGCUGAGCCUUGUACUUGGCGAUGAAACUGGUUCUCCUCGUCGAUGUGGUGGCCAAGGGGAUAUCCUCGCUGGUCUGCUUGGAGUUUUUUCAUAUUGGGCCUUUAACGCUCAGAAGACUGGUAUGCUGUCGCAAGCUUGCCCACUCGGCCCAGGAAUCGUCGCUGGCCUUGGAGCAUCCAUGGUAACACGUCGAUGUGCGCGCCAAGCGUUUCGAAGGAUGAAACGAAGUACGCUCUCAACGGACAUCGUCGAUGAAAUCCGAGAUAGCUUUGCGGUCCUUUUCCCGGUAGAUUAAAGUGGAGUUAGGAAACAGGCUUCUCGCAUCGAGCUGCUGUCAACACGGUGAAGAAAAACGGUCAAGGACGCAAUCGCACACAUGAUAAUAUGAAAGAAUAUUUUUCGGAGGUAAAAUACCAACGAAGUUUAAACCUAAAUUUUAUGAGCACUUCGAUUAUCAUGCAUAUUCUGUGGCUACCAAGUUCGUACGGCAAGCUCAGACGAACAUUUCCAAGUUUGUCGAAACUCCUUCGUUGCGUACUGCGUUAUCUAUAAUCUUCGGUCCAUUACCAACUAUGAAGUUUAUAAACCAUUUAACCUUGCCUUGCCAGUUGUUAGAGGAGAACGACAUUUUCAUGACUUGUACUUGUCAUUCUUACUCCUUUAGAAAACCACUCUUAAUAGUGUAAUCACCAUUCUACUGAUGCACAUGGUUGCCUUUAGAAUACUUAGGCUAAAUUUCUUAGCUGUAGUUUAUACGUUUCAACUUUUAAGAUGGUCUAUGCAAGUCAACUAAGGGCUAAUUACAUUAUGAUUAUCAGAAAGAAAUAGAAAAAUAGCUGAUAAUUAUUCUGGUAGUAGUAAAAAUACACACAUACACAGACCAUUACAUAUAUAUUGCAAAUUUACUAUACCAAAAGGAGGAAUAGCAGGAGCGGUGCGUAACGAUGUGGCAAGAACUAAUUCAGCUCUAAUAUCUACAACACUGCGUUGAGAGAAUGGCUAGAGCAUUGUUCUAGUGCACGUAUUUUCAUGCAUAGAUCUUAUCCAUAAGCUUAGUUUGCGCUAUUGCUUUGGGCUAAGUGGAACCUUGGAUUCGCAGAUUACUUCGUAUAAUAUUCGAAAAUAGUUAACAAGAUUUGCUUCUCGCAUUUGUGCAAAUGCACAUACACUAAGCUGCAGUAAUAGUAAGGUAGUGGAUGACAAAUACACUUUGCUUCAAUUGAAUGUACGUUUGUGAAAGUGUCAGUAUAUAAUAGUUUGUUAUUUAAUCGAGCAACUGAAAAAGGUAUAUCUUAACUUCUGCAUUUUGGCAGCAUAUGUCUAAUAUUUGGACCGGUUUAUUUCAAUAUACGUUUUCUUUCAGUUUAGUUAAGUAAAAGAAGAGUCUUUAGAUAUUACUUCGAUACGACAUAAUACAAAACGAGAUACUGUUCCUGUACGGUUGCACAUGUGCGAACAGUAUAACUGUUGUUCGUUAUUUUAUUAAUAAAUACCCACAUACAAUGAA